AAACCAAAACUAAAGCCUCGGGACAGAGAUUUGGAUAAAACACAAUGGAAACGGCNAAAAAACUCUACUGUUAAGAAACCAAAACUAAAGCCUCGGGACAGAGAUUUGGAUAAAACACAAUGGAAACGGCCCGGACUACAAGGAUUUAGGAUUGGCACAUGGAACGUAAGAACUUUAUAUAAAGCAGGAGCUCUUGGUACACUAGUCGAUGCAAUAAAUAGAUAUAAGGCAAAUUUAGUAGCGCUACAAGAAACGAGAUGGCAAGGAGAAGGAUGUAUACCAACAGGUAACAUGACAUUAUACUAUGGUGGUCUAACGGCUAAUAAGCGUGAAAAUGGGGUGGGUUUUCUCGUGCACAAUAGUCUAAUACCAUGGAUUAAGCAAUUUAAGGCUAUAAAUGACCGAAUAUGUUACAUUCGGAUCAAUAUGAACCACCGGGACAUGGUAAUAAUUUGCGCAUACGCACCAACCGAAUCAGGAAAUGAAGAAGCAAAAGAUGCAUUUUAUGAAGAGUUGGAACAAGUGUAUGACGCCUUACCAGGCCAUUGCAUUAAAUUAUUAUUGGGAGAUCUGAACACCCAAGUGGGAAAAGAAAAUGCUUACAAAGCGACGAUUGGAAAACAUAGUCUACACGACCAAA
Daktulosphaira vitifoliae (grape phylloxera) is the source of this 640-nucleotide messenger RNA. RefSeq names its product craniofacial development protein 2-like. Gene Ontology annotation, molecular function: catalytic activity. The annotation marks the transcript as partial. Lineage: Eukaryota; Metazoa; Arthropoda; Insecta; Hemiptera; Phylloxeridae. The record is from RefSeq and is a predicted model, not a curated record. The transcript has a single exon.